AUGAAAACAACAACCGGUAAAGUUCUGUGCUGUUGUGGUUGUUCAUUUCUGUGCGUUUCGGUUUGUAUUAUGUUGGGUGUCACAAUUGUUUUGAUCUCCUCAUUGGUGUUGGUUUCAAGAGUUGCAACAUUUCGUGAUCAAUCGGUUGCGGUUAAAGGUUUUUUUUUGAAAAUAAAAAUAUUUUAUUCAUUUUUUUUUAAAGUUUUGAUUCCUAGGUGUUCUUAUUUGUGGUGACGAGCCUGCUGGAAAUGUUCGAAUCAAAUUAUGGGACGAGGAUUCUGGUCCAGAUCCAGAUGAUCUUUUAGCUCAAGGAUAUUCGGAGACAAAUGGCAGCUUUUUCUUGUCGGGUUGGACAACUGAAACAACUCCAAUUGAUCCGGUUUUUAAAAUUUAUCAUGAUUGUAAUGAUCAUGGAUUGGUGAGUUAGGAAUUCAGAAAGGGACUCUGGGAAGUGGUUGAGAAAUUGCAGCUGGGAAAUGCGGACUUGAGAAUCUUAAAUUUUCAUAAACUUCUUACAAUGGAACUGGAGAUCAAGAUUUUAAUAAAAUAUAUGUUUUCUAAAAGUUUUGACCCACUGAUCUGUAAAAAGUAAGCUACUAAUAUGAGUUACUUAUGACGUGGCAAAAUAAGGAAAUUUCUAAAAAUUGGGACUUCAGGAACUAUUUUUGAAAAUCGUGUCCCAACAUUUUGAAACACGGAUUUUUUUCGAUCAGAAAAUAUUACAAUCUGCAAACUUUUUCAUCAAAAAUAAUUUUACAAAAUUGAUAUGAAUUAUUUUUUAAGCUAGUUCUCACUUCCUGAUUUCCUGAUUCCAAAAACAACCUUUUUUCCUCUAAAAUAUUUUUAAUUUCAGCCAACACAUCGAAAAGUGAAAUUCACAAUUCCAGACAAAUAUAUAACUGCGGGAAGGGUGAGUAAAAAUCUUAUAUUUUAUAUUUUGAAAAAAAAAAUUAAUUUAAAGUUUCCAAAUGCAACAAUGGAUGCCGGAAUAAUCCAACUCGAAUUCGAAUAUAUGAAAGAGGAAAGAGUUUUGAUGAUUGAUUGA
This is a messenger RNA of Caenorhabditis angaria, 1045 nucleotides long. The record is from the annotation of a GenBank genome assembly. Lineage: Eukaryota; Metazoa; Nematoda; Chromadorea; Rhabditida; Rhabditidae.